AUGGCGAACAAGUUUGGAUUAGGUUCUUUAUCUUUAGAAACUAAAAAACCUAACACUACAGCGUGGAUAAAUAAAGCGAAACCUUACUUUGUGGAUCAAAUCGGAGACACUCUUCAAGGUGAUUUAGAUAUGAAUAAUUUUACCAUAACUAAUUUAAAGUCUCCGGAAAACGAUAAUGACGCCGUUCACAAGAAAUAUUUACGGGAACAAAUAAAUGCAAUUGGAGUAAAUAAAAACCAUUUAGAAGAUAAAAUAAGUAAUGUGAAAAGAUUCUUCAAACGUCAACUAAAUAAUAAAAAUUGUAUUAAUGAUACUAAACUACAACAAGAGGUAAAAGGUUUAAUAAGUUUUAUUCAAAAAGAAUUGGUCAACGUAGCGAAUAAAACUGAGUUACAAAAUUUAAUUUCAUUAAUAUCUAAAUUAGAGGAUAAGAUUGCAAAACAAAAAUUAGACAUUCAACAAUUAAUAGAUAACAUUCCAGAUGAAAAUGAAGAUACGUUUCAACAGGAAUUAAAUGCUCUGGAAACUAAACUUAACAGUGAAUUACAAAAAGAACUAUCAAAUAUUAAACAACAAAUACAAAACAUAGAUGAUAGCGAAAUCAAAACCUAUAUUCAACAACAAAUACAAAAUAUUGAUGAUAGCGAAAUCAAAACCUAUAUUCAACAACAAAUACAAAAUAUUGAUGAUAGUGUUAUUCAACAACAGAUAACCACUAUUAAUAACCUAGUUUUAAAACAGGACAAAAAUAUAGUCGCAUUAGAAAAACAUCUCAAGAAAGAAAAUAAAUCAUAUUACUUUAGUCUUCCAUUUGGAAGUUUGAGUAAUAAAGAUGCUCCCAUUACUGAUAAUAUUGAUAGAUCAAAAGAGUAUGAAUAUAAAAAAUAUGGAUUUAAAGCAAAAUUUGAUUCAAUAUUCUUCAGACAAAACUUUCUUUUAUCUAAUAAUUUCAACGCUCGUAAAGUUCUUCAGUUUAUCAAUGGUACAAAAAAUGUAAAAACUAAAGAAUUUGAAAUUAACGACGAAAACAAGAAGGUUAAUCACUUAUAUGAAAUUAAAACGAGUGGAAAAUAUAUAGAUAGGUUAGAAUGUUAA
This is a messenger RNA of Lottia gigantea (owl limpet), 1095 nucleotides long. RefSeq lists its product as hypothetical. Lineage: Eukaryota; Metazoa; Mollusca; Gastropoda; Lottiidae. The record is from RefSeq and is a predicted model, not a curated record. The transcript has 2 exons. Bases 1 to 1095 code for a protein of 364 amino acids.